AGUGAGAGGGAGAGUCUGCGUGCGGGUCAGUCAAGGGACAGAAUGACAGUGAGAGGGAGAGUCUGCGUGCCGGUGAAUCAAAGACGUGAUGGGCAUUUCUUUCCAGCUCAUUAGCUUAUGGGCUCACCUCACCUGGACCUUAAAUUUCUCUUAUAAAUUUGCAGAGCCUUGCUCCUACCAAGGUUCCUUUGAACGAUGCUUGGGUUGAGAAAGGAAGUGCUAAGGCUGCUGCUACCAAUGUCUCUGCCGUCCCCUAUUCUUCGGCCUGAAUCCGGCCGCCUCCUCCUGCUGCUGUUACUCUCGGCGUCACUGUCUUCCGUCGCUCCUACUUUUGCUGUUCCAAUCAUUCAGCUGGUGAACAUCACAGGGUCAGGCAACGCGACCAUAAGAGAUGGAGGCAAUGUCAUCGACAUUCGGAUGGAUAGGUACUCAGCCACUGGUCUCCGGUCCAAGCAACUGUUCCUCUUCUCUCGGGUGGAUAUGCAGAUGCGACUGCCCCCUGACGAUACUUCUGGGACAAUCACCUCCUUUUAUAUGUCAUCAGAAGGGAAUUUCCAUGAUGAGAUUGAUUUUGAGUUCUUGGGCAACCUGAAGGGCCAACCCUACAUACUGCUUACUAACAUCUUUAUUCAAGGCAAAGGGGAGAGGGAGAUGAUGUUCUAUCUUUGGUUUGAUCCAAGGACUGCAUUCCACACCUACACCAUCCUCUGGAAUCCAUGGUUUAUCAUACUAUACAUCGAUGGGCAGCCCAUCAGAGUCUUCCCCAACCUCGUGGGCUUUGGAAUUCCAUUUCCUACAAGGCAGCCAAUGACUGUCCAAGCCAGCAUAUGGAAUGCGGACUGGGCAACUCAGGGUGGUCGCGUGCCGAUAAACUGGAGCCACGCUCCCUACAUCGCCUCCUACGCCAACAUGAGCUCAAUCCCGUGCCCCGCUACCUCCAAGAACCCUAUUUGCAAGCUACCAUCCCCUCAAAGCUUUCAUGGCAAAGUGCCUCAACUCGACUCUUGGACCAACAAGACGAUCCACAUUCUGCAGGACAAGUACAUGGCAUACAGCUAUUGCUCUGACGCCAAGCGCUUCCCCAAAGGCCUCCCUCCGGAGUGCUCUGUCAAAUUCUAGCUCCACACAGUUUCUCCAUAUGUUCUUUCUCUCGUUGUACGAAGCAAUUCGAUUUCUUGGCCUUAAUGUCUUCCACCAUUCUCAAUUUAUCGAUUCUUUCCUGAUAGAAAUGCGAUUAGAGUAGCCUCAACGUCUUUCCGCAA
Messenger RNA from Nymphaea colorata (pocket water lily), 1262 nucleotides. RefSeq names its product xyloglucan endotransglucosylase/hydrolase 2-like. The record is from RefSeq and is a predicted model, not a curated record. Gene Ontology annotation, cellular component: apoplast; cell wall. Gene Ontology annotation, molecular function: hydrolase activity, hydrolyzing O-glycosyl compounds; xyloglucan:xyloglucosyl transferase activity. Gene Ontology annotation, biological process: cell wall biogenesis; xyloglucan metabolic process. Bases 196 to 1119 code for a protein of 307 amino acids. The transcript has 4 exons. NCBI's taxonomy places the organism in Eukaryota, Viridiplantae, Streptophyta, Magnoliopsida, Nymphaeales, Nymphaeaceae.